Messenger RNA from Scatophagus argus, 3489 nucleotides. It is a transcript of the gene leprotl1, whose product is annotated as leptin receptor overlapping transcript like 1. The transcript has 4 exons. Gene Ontology annotation, biological process: late endosome to vacuole transport via multivesicular body sorting pathway; negative regulation of growth hormone receptor signaling pathway. NCBI's taxonomy places the organism in Eukaryota, Metazoa, Chordata, Actinopteri, Scatophagidae. Gene Ontology annotation, cellular component: endosome. Bases 101 to 496 code for a protein of 131 amino acids. The record is from RefSeq and is a predicted model, not a curated record.
ACCACAGGCCGGAUUGGAGGUUCGGUCGGACUCGACAGCCGAGAAGAGGAGCACUGUUGUCAUUCGUCAGGGCAGUGUGUCGAGCUUUUGUCCAGGAGAAAUGGCCGGGAUUAAAGCUCUCAUCAGCCUGUCCUUUGGAGGGGCCAUUGGCCUCAUGUUCCUGAUGCUAGGAUGUGCCCUCCCUGUGUACGACAAAUACUGGCCUUUGUUCCUCCUCUUCUUCUACAUCCUUUCUCCCAUCCCUUAUUGCAUCUCGCGGAGGGUGGUCGAUGACACAGACUCGGCCAGCAACGCCUGCAAAGAGCUGGCCAUCUUCCUCACGACGGGCAUCGUCAUUUCAGCCUUUGGCCUGCCCAUCGUAUUUGCAAGAGCUGAAGUAAUCGCCUGGGGGGCGUGUGCACUUGUGCUAACGGGUAACGUAGUUAUCUUUGGGACCAUCCUGGGCUUCUUCCUGGUCUUCGGAUCCAAUGACGACUUCAGUUGGCAGCAGUGGUAAAAGAGCAGUGAGGAGGACCUUAGUCUGAACUGUUUUUAUUAGCGUUACAAUUGUUAUUAUUAUUAUUAUUGUUAUGGUAUUACUGUUUGGUUCUUGUUGUUGGUAUUUAUAUGAUGACCGCCCACCCAUAGACUCACACCAGACCAGUGCAAUACUUUCUUUUGUCUUUUUUUUUUUUAACACAUGCAUCAUAUUGAACUGCCAUAAGUGAGAUGGAAAAUGCUGACUUUGAGUUGGAUUUUUACUCAUUUUAGUUAAGCUUUCUGACUUCUGUGCUUGUGAGUUUUCUCCAUUUAUGAGUCCGCUUUCAUUUUGAGCUUUGUGAGAAUCCAGUUGAAUGUCAAAUAAGACUUAAUAAGACCCAACGGGCAGAGUCAUAACUGUCUGGGCUCCUUUUUCUAUUUAGUAGACACUCUUGGAAAAGCUCUGGAAGGAACUUAGAGCACAGGCUGGUGUGCAUUUCCUAUCUAAGUGGUGAGUUGAGUGCAAAUCUGAAGGAAAAUGUGCACAAUACGAGCUCAGAUUUCACCACUUAUGAUGAGAACAAGUUCCUUUUCCAUUUCUUUUAUUGUUUGGAACAGUGUCUUUUUUAUUAUUUGCCAGUGAAAGGUGAAAAUUCAUCUGACACAGUUCAGAUUUUGUUUAAUUAGCUUUCUGCUAAUGCUACCAUCGCUAAGCUGUGAAAGUCUAGAGGAUCAGUGUGUGUCUGUGAGAGAGGUGGGCUGUGACUGCCACCAACCCUCCUCAUCUUUCCUUCUUUCUGUUUGGGACCAUGUUAGAAAUAAGUGUUUUCACUUCAGCAUGGUAUCCCUUUGCUUUUACCAGUGUCUCCAUAAAAGUCAGUCGUCAUCACACAAAAUAAGGAGAUGACGUUCAGGAGCAGCAGGAUGAAGAGAGGAUUCAUUCAGACACCCUCACCUUCACUGCAGAGAUCAAAUGAAACUGACUUAGUGAUUCCCCAGGUGCCAACUAGAUGCAGGCUGCUUAUUCACCCUGUUAUUUUGCACAUGUUAGUUCUUACCUCACGCUCAGUAUGGGUAAGCCCUGCCUUGUCAGGUCAAGAAAGCAUGUUGUAGCCGCCAGCUAGCAUAGGAUUAGCUUGAGGACAGCAGCCUUGUUGGAACCACCACCGACCUAAGAACUGGGCUACUUAUAAUCAAGGCCUGGUCAGCCACUAACAGCCCUUAAGCUUUUAAACGUGACUCCUUCAGAAUAAAGGAAUCUAUGCUCAGUGUUUAUGUUGUAUUUCUCACUAGAAGCACAUCCAGAUUCGGCACGUGUGCCGUUCACAUUUCCUCACACCAGCAAUCUCAUCUUACAAAUUCAGUUAUGUUUUGUGUUUUGAAGUGUUUUGUGAAGGAAAAUGUUCUUGUAAUCUGUUGGCAGCUUUGGGAUCAGUACAGCCUGCAGUCAGUCAGGUGCAGCUCUGCUCUUGGCUCUUUAACUGCAUUAGUGGUGGCUAAACAAGGAGCGUAGCAUCUGCUGCCUCACUAAAGAACUGCUGUGUUGAACGGAGCGUUGAGUGUUGAGCAUUUGUUCUUGUGGAUGACUCAGUUUGUAUAUGUGUUCUCUGGAAGAUCAAAAUGUGACUUUAUCAUAUUUGUUUUAGUUGUGCUUCAUAAUUUCAAGAUGUAGAUUUUAUUUAGUUAUUUUGUGUUGUAGACCAGACCAGAAAAUAAUUUGGGCAUGGAUUUCAACACACAGCAGAUUUCCAAUGAAAGUUCAAGACGAACUCUUAAUAUCCAUGUGUUAUCCCACAGUAUAAUUUCCAUUUUAAAGGAAUAGCUCAAAACAACUCUUCCAGGAGCUGGAUGAGAGCACUGAUACCACUCACGACAGGCUACCUUUGCAUAAAGAGUGGAAGCAGGGGGAGACCGCUAACCUGUAAAAGUCCAAAAAUAUGUCAGCCAAUACCUCUAAAGCUCAAUAUUUACCACGCCAGAUCUUCUCUCUUUAAUCUGUCCACAAAUAUCUUAAAUUUGAAUUCAAAAUAAAUUUACUUGCUUUAACUACAAACUGUUAUAAAAUGUCUGUUAAAAAUAUUUGAAGCUGUCUGUCCAAUCACUACUACUUAGUACUGAGAUGUUUUAGUCAAUACAUUAAAGGUACUGAGUACUGACACACAGCCCUUGUCAGGAAAGCUGUUUGCGUUAAUAUUGAACUAUUCCUUUAAAGUGACCUGUAACAUUUAGAUUAACAGAUUAAGAGCAAAAAGUGAAUCUGCAUGAACUUGAAUUUCCCUCAGGAUCCUUGAAUUUCCCUCAGGAUCCUUGAAUUUACCCUCGGGAUCAAUAAAGUAUCUAUCUAUCUAACUGCUGAUCUUACUGUAUUUCCUGCAGAAAUGAAUAAGUGUUCCUACAGAAAUUGGAGUUGGAAAUCUGCCUUAGGAACCCGUGCCUAUAAACACUAACUGAGGUCUGGGUUUUAGCACUACAGCUGGCGUUACGGUGACACACUCCGCUGUAAUAUUUCUGAACUUUCUUGUCUGUCAUGUGACUCUUCCAGAGAUCAUAACCCUGGCAUUGAUUGUAUGAAAAGCACCAGAACAUUGGCAGCUUUAGUUUCACUUAAAAGUUACUGAAUUCUGAGAACUACUGACAUGGUUUGUGCUUAUUUAAAUGUAACAAUACUUUGAUUCUAAUGGAACAUGCUCUUAACAGUAGACUUACCCACUGGUGUUGGUCUUUAAGCCUGUCUGUGGUUGGCCAGGCAGGGUAACUUCAUAUUGUGUUGCUGAUAAGUUUAUGACACUGUGUUCAUUUUUAUUUUGUCAAAUGUUCUCUGGCUUCUGUAUUUCUGUUCAAAGAGAGAUGUUACACUUUGUUUCUCACAGGUUUGAGAGGAUAUUUUAUUUGUUUAUGUCAUCAGACGCUUUUGUGUUGAUGUCCAGCGUCAUUUUCUGUCUCAGACUUUUGUGUUUAAGAGGCAGAGGUCAGCAUGGUGGUUUUCUUUUCUUUUCUUUUUCUUUUUUUUAAAUAAAUGCCAUUUUCGAA